Molecule: messenger RNA, 837 nt
Organism: Cokeromyces recurvatus
Lineage: Eukaryota; Fungi; Mucoromycota; Mucoromycetes; Mucorales; Mucoraceae
Exons: 4
Coding region: 1-837 (278 amino acids)
Source: RefSeq, a predicted model, not a curated record
AUGUCAAGCAAUACCAACUCUUCUUUCCAAAUCGUCAUGGACAAGCACUGUGCUCUUCUUGAGGAAUCCUUCUCUGAUCUUAAUACCGACGCUACCAAAUCUACCAGUCCUCACACUGAGGUUCAACAGCUCUUGACUUUGUCCAACUUUCUGUCCAAAGCUGUCACCCAAUGCACCACCAAAACCAAGAAAACAAAAAAUAAUUCUGCUGGUGGCAUGAACAUUGACUCGAUCCCUAAGGCUGAUCAAAUUGUCAAAACCCAGUAUCGCAAGUACACCGAGACACAGGUCAAUGAACUCUUCCGUUUGGUCUUUUUGGAAGGAAUGCUCGCUUCGGAGGCUGCCAGGCAAACGGGAAUAGUUGUUAGCACUGGGCAAGACUAUGUGUGCAAGACCCAUUUAUUAAUGGAGGAAAUAAGAAAGAAGGAAACAAUGGAGGUAGAUAGUGAUGAAGAAGUUGAAGUCACCGAGCCACUUCCUCCAAAGGAGCGCAAGUAUGGUAACCAGAAGCUCUUUCAGGUCUACUCUCUCUUUUUUCUUGAUUUUUAUGAGAAACGUGCCGAUGCCAACCUCAAUGAAGCCAGAAAGGCGGUAAUGGAGGCUUUUCCUGGUUUAGAAAUUGAUAUUUCUACAAUUUCGAAGCACCUAAAAAAACAUUGCAAUUUGACCAUGAAGAAGUUGGAGAAGCUUCCCAAGGCUCAUGAUUUUGACUUCAUGAAGAACUGCGUCUUCAUAGAUGAGGCUUGGUUCAACAUGAACAUCAAAAGAACCUUUGGUCGCUCUGUCAGUGGUUCCCCUGCUAAGAUUGAAGUGACUGUUUUGAUAGCAAAAAGUUAA